Messenger RNA from Necator americanus (New World hookworm), 8475 nucleotides. RefSeq lists its product as uncharacterized. The record is from RefSeq and is a predicted model, not a curated record. The transcript has 89 exons. NCBI's taxonomy places the organism in Eukaryota, Metazoa, Nematoda, Chromadorea, Rhabditida, Ancylostomatidae. Bases 1 to 8475 code for a protein of 2824 amino acids.
AUGAACACGCUAAGCCCAUCGGCAGCUGUAAUAACAGCCGCUGGACGUGACGCGACUCAGCUAAUCGAUCGUAUUCUGGAGAAUUUGCAGAGUUUAGUAGCAGCGAAUCGUCAGCGAAAAAUGAUGACCAUAAGUGCUGCGACAACACAGGGUUCUCAGUUGUCCCGCUCAUUUUCAAGACCUACUCUAACAGAAGAAUCCCUUCAUACUGCAAAACCAAAUCAGUCACUUGGAUACCCGACGCGAGAUGUUUCACAAAUGUCCAAUGCAAGCAUAAGUACCGCUACUUCACAAUACCUUAGUACGGCUAAUGAACAUACAUCCCGAAUUCCUACAGCGAACUCCACAUCAUUUCUGACCAAUGAUAGUGCCCACGGCCGUACACCUUCUGAAUUUCGAACAGCUCGUGAAAACUCGGCCUUCUCGGAUACUUCAGCUGGUUCGACGGGAUCAACCGCUGUUUCUCCUUCAAAUGAGCUACGGCACACAAAUUCAGAACUCCCAACAGCCAAAGCUCCGGGAAGCCGUGGUCGUUCACCAACUUUGCGAAUAACAACGAACAGUCGAUCUAUGACCCCGCGCGAGGCAUGGUCUCAGGUACCAGUCGGGACCUAUUCUGUUAUACGACCAACGGAUGAGACUCAGGCAGCGCUAACCACUGGCCUCUCACCCUUUUCACCUGGAACAACUGGGAUGUCUGGAAGAGAUACUCCAAGCACAACCACGGAUAGUCAACUGUCAUUGAUGAAUUUUAAUACAGCAAAAUCCAUCAGUUUGUUGCAAGCGCUAAGCGACGGCGCCAACAUGCAAACUGCAGCUACCCCUAAUGCAGAACAACAACGCACAACAGGAGAUGACAAUAUGCAAACUGCAAUUCCUCCAGAAGCUCAACUUCACAAAAGAAGCCGGUCCAACUCGUCAGACAUUCGAACGGCCAUUCUCGAGGAAACAAACCAUGGAAAAACUGGUUCUCCACAUUACUAUCGUCUCGUUUUAGGUGAUGAUGACGUGAAAACUGCAAUUCCUCCAGAAACUCACCUACGUACUAGAAGCCGAUCCACUUCGUCAGACAUUCGAACGGCCAUUCUUGAAGAAACAAAUUGUGGAAAAACCGGUUCACCUCAUUAUUAUCAUCUCGUUCUGGAUGAUGCCGACAUCAAAACUGCAGUAUCACAGCAAGUUGAACAAUCUGAGACCGUGCAAGACAAAGGCGCUGUUGAGACGAGUACCGCACCAGCUGAAGGAGAAAAAGCGGCGGGUGAGCAAGAUCAAGGGCUGAUGUAUCAAACACCGAUCGUGCAAAAGAAAGAUGCUGCUGAAACGAGUCCCGCACCAGCUGAAGGAGAAAAAGCGGUGGGUGAACAAGACCAAGGGCUGAUGUAUCAAACACCAAUCGUGCAAAAGAAAGAUGCUGCUGAAACGAGUCCCGCACCAGCUGAAGGAGAAAAAGCGGCGGGUGAGCAAGAUCAAGGGCUGAUGUAUCAAACACCGAUCGUGCAAAAGAAAGAUGCUGCUGAAACGAGUCCCGCACCAGCUGAAGGAGAAAAAGCGGCGGGUGAGCAAGAUCAAGGGCUGAUGUAUCAAACACCGAUCGUGCAAAAGAAAGAUGCUGCUGAAACGAGUCCCGCACCAGCUGAAGGAGAAAAAGCGGCGGGUGAGCAAGAUCAAGGGCUGAUGUAUCAAACACCGAUCGUGCAAAAGAAAGAUGCUGCUGAAACGAGUCCCGCACCAGCUGAAGGAGAAAAAGCGGCGGGUGAACAAGACCAAGGGCUGAUGUAUCAAACACCGAUCGUGCAAGACAAAGGUGCUGCUGGGACGAGUACUGCGGUGGCCAGCACUUUGCUGAAGAGGUCCGCACCAGCUGAAGGAGAAAAAGCGGUGGGUGAACAAGACCAAGGGCUGAUGUAUCAAACACCGAUCGUGCAAAAGAAAGAUGCUGCUGAAACGAGUCCCGCACCAGCUGAAGGAGAAAAAGCGGCGGGUGAGCAAGAUCAGGGGCUGAUGUAUCAAACACCGAUCGUGCAAAAGAAAGAUGCUGCUGAAACGAGUCCCGCACCAGCUGAAGGAGAAAAAGCGAUGGGUGAACAAGACCAAGGGCUGAUGUAUCAAACACCAAUCGUGCAAAAGAAAGAUGCUGCUGAAACGAGUCCCGCACCAGCUGAAGGAGAAAAAGCGGCGGGUGAACAAGAUCAAAGGCUGAUGUAUCAAACACCGAUCGUGCAAAAGAAAGAUGCUGCUGAAACGAGUCCCGCACCAGCUGAAGGAGAAAAAGCGGCGGGUGAGCAAGAUCAGGGGCUGAUGUAUCAAACACCGAUCGUGCAAAAGAAAGAUGCUGCUGAAACGAGUCCCGCACCAGCUGAAGGAGAAAAGGGGGUGACAAGACCAGGGCUGAUGUAUCAAACACCGAUCGUGCAAAAGUUCUUCGACAUCAGGAGAAAAAGCGGAGAAAAAGCGGCGGGUGAACAAGAUCAAGGGCUGAUGUAUCAAACACCGAUCGUGCAAAAGAAAGAUGCUGCUGAAACGAGUCCCGCACCAGCUGAAGGAGAAAAAGCGGCGGGUGAACAAGAUCAAGGGCUGAUGUAUCAAACACCGAUCGUGCAAAAGAAAGAUGCUGCUGAAACGAGUCCCGCACCAGCUGAAGGAGAAAAAGCGGCGGGUGAGCAAGAUCAAGGGCUGAUGUAUCAAACACCGAUCGUGCAAAAGAAGGAUGCUGCUGAAACGAGUCCCGCACCAGCUGAAGGAGAAAAAGCGGCGGGUGAACAAGAUCAAGGGCUGAUGUAUCAAACACCGAUCGUGCAAAAGAAAGAUGCUGCUGAAACGAGUCCCGCACCAGCUGAAGGAGAAAAAGCGGCGGGUGAGCAAGAUCAAGGGCUGAUGUAUCAAACACCGAUCGUGCAAAAGAAAGAUGCUGCUGAGACGAGUCCCGCACCAGCUGAAGGAGAAAAAGCGGUGGGUGAACAAGACCAAGGGCUGAUGUAUCAAACACCGAUCGUGCAAAAGAAAGAUGCUGCUGAAACGAGUCCCGCACCAGCUGAAGGAGAAAAAGCGGCGGGUGAACAAGAUCAAGGGCUGAUGUAUCAAACACCGAUCGUGCAAAAGAAAGAUGCUGCUGAAACGAGUCCCGCACCAGCUGAAGGAGAAAAAGCGGCGGGUGAACAAGAUCAAGGGCUGAUGUAUCAAACACCGAUCGUGCAAAAGAAAGAUGCUGCUGAAACGAGUCCCGCACCAGCUGAAGGAGAAAAAGCGGCGGGUGAACAAGAUCAAGGGCUGAUGUAUCAAACACCGAUCGUGCAAAAGAAAGAUGCUGCUGAAACGAGUCCCGCACCAGCUGAAGGAGAAAAAGCGGCGGGUGAGCAAGAUCAAGGGCUGAUGUAUCAAACACCGAUCGUGCAAAAGAAAGAUGCUGCUGAAACGAGUCCCGCACCAGCUGAAGGAGAAAAAGCGGCGGGUGAGCAAGAUCAGGGGCUGAUGUAUCAAACACCGAUCGUGCAAAAGAAAGAUGCUGCUGAAACGAGUCCCGCACCAGCUGAAGGAGAAAAAGCGGCGGGUGAACAAGAUCAAGGGCUGAUGUAUCAAACACCGAUCGUGCAAAAGAAAGAUGCUGCUGAAACGAGUCCCGCACCAGCUGAAGGAGAAAAAGCGGCGGGUGAACAAGAUCAAGGGCUGAUGUAUCAAACACCGAUCGUGCAAAAGAAAGAUGCUGCUGAAACGAGUCCCGCACCAGCUGAAGGAGAAAAAGCGGCGGGUGAGCAAGAUCAGGGGCUGAUGUAUCAAACACCGAUCGUGCAAAAGAAAGAUGCUGCUGAAACGAGUCCCGCACCAGCUGAAGGAGAAAAAGCGGCGGGUGAACAAGACCAAGGGCUGAUGUAUCAAACACCGAUCGUGCAAAAGAAAGAUGCUGCUGAAACGAGUCCCGCACCAGCUGAAGGAGAAAAAGCGAUGGGUGAACAAGACCAAGGGCUGAUGUAUCAAACACCGAUCGUGCAAAAGAAAGAUGCUGCUGAAACGAGUCCCGCACCAGCUGAAGGAGAAAAAGCGGUGGGUGAACAAGAUCAAGGGCUGAUGUAUCAAACACCGAUCGUGCAAAAGAAAGAUGCUGCUGAAACGAGUCCCGCACCAGCUGAAGGGCUGAUGUAUCAAACACCGAUCGUGCAAAAGAAAGAUGCUGCUGAAACGAGUCCCGCACCAGCUGAAGGAGAAAAAGCGGUGGGUGAACAAGACCAAGGGCUGAUGUAUCAAACACCGAUCGUGCAAAAGAAAGAUGCUGCUGAAACGAGUCCCGCACCAGCUGAAGGAGAAAAAGCGGUGGGUGAGCAAGACCAAGGGCUGAUGUAUCAAACACCGAUCGUGCAAAACAAAGGUGCUGCUGAGACGAGUCCCGCACCAGCUGAAGGAGAAAAAGCGGUGGGUGAACAAGACCAAGGGCUGAUGUAUCAAACACCGAUCGUGCAAAAGAAAGAUGCUGCUGAAACGAGUCCCGCACCAGCUGAAGGAGAAAAAGCGGUGGGUGAACAAGACCAAGGGCUGAUGUAUCAAACACCGAUCGUGCAAAAGAAAGAUGCUGCUGAAACGAGUCCCGCACCAGCUGAAGGAGAAAAAGCGAUGGGUGAACAAGACCAAGGGCUGAUGUAUCAAACACCGAUCGUGCAAAAGAAAGAUGCUGCUGAAACGAGUCCCGCACCAGCUGAAGGAGAAAAAGCGGUGGGUGAGCAAGAUCAAGGGCUGAUGUAUCAAACACCGAUCGUGCAAAACAAAGGUGCUGCUGAGACGAGUCCCGCACCAGCUGAAGGAGAAAAAGCGGUGGGUGAACAAGACCAAGGGCUGAUGUAUCAAACACCGAUCGUGCAAAAGAAAGAUGCUGCUGAAACGAGUCCCGCACCAGCUGAAGGAGAAAAAGCGGUGGGUGAACAAGACCAAGGGCUGAUGUAUCAAACACCGAUCGUGCAAAACAAAGAUGCUGCUGGGACGAGUUCCGCACCAGCUGAAGGAGAAAAAGCGGUGGGUGAACAAGACCAAGGGCUGAUGUAUCAAACACCGAUCGUGCAAAAGAAAGAUGCUGCUGAAACGAGUCCCGCACCAGCUGAAGGAGAAAAAGCGGUGGGUGAACAAGACCAAGGGCUGAUGUAUCAAACACCGAUCGUGCAAGACAAAGGUGCUGCUGGGACGAGUACUGCGGUGGCCAGCACUUUAUCUGAAUCCGCACCAGCUGAAGGCAAGCGUGAAAAAGCGAUGGGUGAGCAAAAUCAAGGGCUGCUGUAUCAAUCACCGGCCGUGCAAGACAAAGGUGGUGCUGAGACGAGUACUGCGAUGGCCAGCACUUUUUCUGGAUCUACAUUAGCAGAAGGUGAAAAAGCGAUGUGUGAACAAAAGCAUGGAAUGCAGGAUCAGUCGGAGAUUGUGCAACGCAAAGUUGUUACUGAGACAAGAACUACGAUUAGCCGAACCUUGUCUGAAACCGUUAUAGCUGACGGUGAAAAAGCGAUGGGUGAGCAAAAAAAGAAAAUGCAGGAUCAGCCCGAGUUUGUGCAAAAAAAAGUUGUUACUGAGACAAGAACUACGAUUACUCGAACCUUGUCUGAAUCCGUCAUAACUGACGGUGAAAAAGCGAUGGCUGAGCAAAAACAAAAGCUGGUGUAUCAAACACCGGCCGUGCAAGACAAAGGUGGUGUUGAGACGAGUACCGCGGUGGCCAGCACUUUGUCUGGAUCCGCACCACCUGAAGGUGAAAGAGCGAUGGUUGAGCAAAAACAAGAAAUCCAGAAUCAUUCGGAGGCUAUACAGGACAACGUUUCCACUUCUGAUAUGAGUACUGCAGUGUCUAGGACCAUGACUACAUCCACUACAACAGAUGCUGGCAGUACUACCACUGAGGCCAGCACAGCAGUAGCUCCUUCACAAAGAGAGGAAAGUAAGGAUCGCUUGGAUACGGCUAUUCCUGAACGAUCUCCGUGCGGAAGAAAAGGAUUCUACAUUCCUCUCGGACCUUCAGCUACCUCUACAGACCAGAUAAUAAUUUUGAAUGCUCGGUCCACCACUGAAGAUUCACAUUCGCGAGCUACAUCGAUGAGUACAGCAGUAACCGAAACAGUUUCAAGUUCUGGAGUAUCUGAAGACAGUGGAGCAACAAGCACAAACACUGAAAAUACCACCAACACUGCUGCGGCUAACAGUCACGAUCGAAGUGAAGAGCGACUGGCAACGGCCGCCGUCAUCGGAAGCCCAUGCGGAAGAACGAAAUUCCAAGUGCCACUUGGUCCAUCAGCCACACCUACAGACCAGAUAGUGAUCCUGAAACCUCAGUCCACCACUGAAGAUACUGCUCCGGGAGGCACUGAACCCGCUGAGCUCAAAACCGCAGCAGCCAUAGGAAGUCCAUGUGGGAGAACGAAACUGCAUUUGCCGCUCGGCCCAUCAGCUACACCAACCGAUCAAAUUCUAAUUCUCAACGCGGAACCAUCGUCGUCUAAAAAAGAAACCACAGAAGAUGGAUUGCCACAAGUUACGGUUAUCAGAAUUUGGCCACCUGUGGACGCAUCUUCACAGCAACAAUCAGACCAGGAAGCCGUUCCCAUGGACACAGCAAACGGAGAAUCCUCGUUGCCUACUACUGCACAGCCUGCGGCUGAAGAAUUACCAACGUCAAACACGGCGAAUGUUGGCACGGCUACGGCUACGGAAAUAAAUGGGCCGUCAAGCAGCGAUCAAAAUCCGGAAAAUGGGCCGUCAAGCAGCGAUCAAAAUCCGGAAAAUAGGCCGUCAAGCAGCGAUCAAACUCCGCAAGACGUGAAAACUGCGUUACCGUUAUUUUCGCCAACCGAAGGUGUUACCACUGCUCGUGCUAUUUGUGAUGCCGCUGUCAUCCCAGACGCAGCCACCGCAAGAAAAAUACAAGAAGCCGCUGUCAAGCCGGAUAUACUCAGCGAUGAAGGAGUGGAAAGAAGCUACGGAAGUACUAGUACCGGUGGUCAUACACCGAUUCCAGUACAUGUUUCACCAUUCCGCAUUAGCAGUGCUUCAACAAGCGCAGGCGGUUUCGGGUUCGAUACAAAUCGAAUACCAUACAAUGAACCAGUGGGGCAUCGACGAGGAUUGUUUUCCAGACGUCCACGUCAUAUGCGUCCGAUUCGGGUAUCUCCUAUGACGGAACCGAUGUCGAAUCCUGUUCCGGAAAACCGUCAAAGACUUGCGUUUAUGAGAAGACAAAAUUCGAAGUCGCCUUCGCAAAGUGUCUCGUCCCAAACGAUAAGCUCACAAGCAAAAGAAAGACCGUUCAUGUCUUCAUUCCGCUCCCGUCUGUCCUCAUCCGCAGGAAGACCAUCGGGAUUCGGCCGGUCCAGUGGCACUGACGAUGGCUCUGCCAGCGCUCCCAAGUUCGGAGCUCGUACUUCAAGUUUCCGAUCCGUAAGAAGUAUACCGCCUACACAAAUCAGACGAGUUACCACUCCGGCGGAUGGGUCUGCUAGAGGUCGUACUUUGUCACGACUUGUGAGAGGUACUCCAACAGAGAGUUCUACCGCCGAACCUGGGACCACGCCUUCGCUGCGUUCCGCUACCACAAGCCGGCCUAUCGUGAGCAGUGCAUUUGGGGGAACUCCAACAGGAGACGGUUAUCCGACGAGCACAGCGGCGGAGGAGAGCUCUACGAGCGCUCUAGGAUCAGAACGACUGGGGCGACGCCUACCUUCCAGCCGCUUUGGGCUACCGCCACCACCGGUAGGCUGGGCUGAGAAAGUUCGUCAAAGGCAAAGCAUGACGGGAAGUGCCGAAUCACCUUUCACACAAUCUGGAGCUUCACUUCGAACAAUACAGAUCAGUUCGGCUACAAGUACUCCAAAACCUAAAAUGGAGACCGGUAGACUGAGGAACAUGCGUAAAUCUCGAUCUCGUUCGGGGAGUCGUUCCGUUAAAUCUAAUGCAUUACGUGAGGAUUCCACACAGAAAGAGUCACCGGACGCUCGCUCCGAUCGUCGCGGCCAGUCGAGGGAUGCGAAUUCGCCUCCAUUGAAAACAGCAAUCGGACCGUUUGAUGAACUUUCACUUCAUGACCUUACGAAGCUUAAGCCAGGAGAAAUAGUCGUACACGAACAGAACGAUGAUGGUACAUUUAAGUUAGAAAUUCACAUGGCAUGCAACAUGAACUCAACCGGUCGUAUGAAUAUUCAUGGAAAAGCUCCAACUGGCUUAGCACCUAAAAAGGUUACUGUUAAUGGGAAGGAAAUUUGGGCAGAGAUGAUCGAUGCUAGUUUCCCGUACACUCAUCACGUGCAUUACGCACCUCAAAUACCGGUUAUGGUGGCUGCUCCCGCUCCAGUUGUACACCCCGCUCCGAUGGUGUACCACGUUCCAGUGGCUCAUCACCACGCUCCUUCGCAAAAAGAACUUCAUAACUUUGCUGGAGCUAUUCAACGAGAAAAUGAUCUUCUCACUGACGUCUCUAUUCGCUUCCCGUUGAAGAAGAAUUUCGAGAAAAACUAA